Staurois parvus is the source of this 424-nucleotide messenger RNA. NCBI's taxonomy places the organism in Eukaryota, Metazoa, Chordata, Amphibia, Anura, Ranidae. The record is from the annotation of a GenBank genome assembly.
CACUGAUAGGUGGCACUGACUGGCAUCACUGCUGGGCACUGACUGGCGGCACUGCUGGGCACUUACUGGCACAACUGCUGGGCUCUGACUGGUGCCACUGACUGGCAGCACUGCUGGCCUGCACUUAUGGGCACUGGUGGGCACAGGUGGGUGGCACUGCUGGGCACAGGUAGGUGGCACUUCUGGACACACUUGUGUGACACUGCUGGGUGGCACAGGUGGGCAGAGCUAGUGGGUGCACUGCUGGGCACAGGUGGGCGGAACAUGUGGGUGGCACUGCUGGGCACCGAUCAUCAGGGCACUGAUCAUCAGUGCCCUGAUGAUCGGUGCCGAUCCCUGCUCUAACAACUGUCAGUUUCUCGGCAGUACUUUCCUCACGAUCUGACAGCGUGAGGAAAGUGCAGCCGAGAACCAGCAAUUGCAU